Messenger RNA from Ipomoea nil (Japanese morning glory), 2653 nucleotides. RefSeq names its product probable pectin methyltransferase QUA2. Gene Ontology annotation, cellular component: cytoplasm. Gene Ontology annotation, molecular function: methyltransferase activity. The transcript has 9 exons. The record is from RefSeq and is a predicted model, not a curated record. Bases 237 to 2345 code for a protein of 702 amino acids. Lineage: Eukaryota; Viridiplantae; Streptophyta; Magnoliopsida; Solanales; Convolvulaceae.
UUUUUCAAUAGAGAGGUGAAUGGUGAAUUGGAUCCAUAUAUACCCACUCUCCAGUCUCCAUCUCUCUCUCUCUCUCUCAAGAUUCCAAAACCGCGUCGGUGAAAUAAACCCAGACGCGGAGCUAGAGUGAGAAAGCGGGGGAUAAAACCUCCGUUCAUUGUAUAGUGGUGGCACCACGAAGGAGAAAGCUAUUCAAGAAUUUGAGGCAUUUCUGCAAACACCAUUAAGGCCGGAAUAUGGCUAGGCCGCAGCAGCGUGGUUUAUCCGGUGGGGGUAGUUGCCGGUUCUCAGGGAACGGCCAGGAUUUCUGGGAUGAUUCACAGAUGAAAGAAAAGAUAGAGAAGGAAGAUUUGGAGCAGAGUGGAUCAGCUUCUGAUCAAAGCUACUUGUCUGUAAUAUCCCCUUUAAGGAUUCUUUUUCCAGAUAGUUCACCUUCUAAAGGUGUUGGUAUUGGUGAAAAUGGUUUCUUAUCUGAUCCCUUCAACCCGGGGGGGAAUGGGAGAAGUCGAUUUAAGUUCACCUUACUUGUGCUCAGAUUUAGUUUAAUUGCCAUUGUAGUUCUUUCUCUUGCUGGGUCCUUUUUUUGGACCAUGUCGAUAACAAAGUCAUCCAAAGUUCGAAUAUAUCAUGGGUAUAGGAGGCUUCAAGAGCAAGUGGUGUUGGAUUUGAAGGACAUUGGACAGAUUUCUCUUGGUUCUGCUAAACCGAAGGAUCUUGAUUACUGUCCUCCUGAGAACGAGAAUUAUGUGCCGUGCUUCAAUGUUACUCAAAGCCUUGGAUUAGGCUUUUCUGACGGGGAAGAGUAUGAUCGACAUUGUACGCCUAGGUUCCAAGAAAGUUGUCUGGUUCCUCUGCCCGUUAAUUACAGAAUUCCUCUUAGGUGGCCUACUGGAAGGGACGUUAUCUGGCUUGACAAUGUUAACAUCACGGCACAGGAGGUACUCUCUUCUGGGAGUUUGACGAAGAGGAUGAUGAUGUUGGAGGAAGAGAAGAUCUCGUUUCGUUCAGAAUCUUCCAUGUUCGACAGUAUUGAAGACUACUCACAUCAAAUUGCCGAAAUGAUUGGGCUAAGAAACGAAUCCAACUUUGUGCAAGCUGGGGUUCGACUCAUCUUGGAUAUUGGAUGCGGUUUUGGUAGUUUUGGUGCACAUCUGUUCUCCAGCCAACUAUUAACUAUGUGCAUUGCAAACUACGAGGCUUCUGGCAGUCAAGUUCAACUUACUCUCGAAAGAGGCCUUCCCGCAAUGAUUGGUUCAUUUAAUUCGAUGCAAUUGCCUUAUCCGUCUCUCUCUUUUGAUAUGAUCCAUUGUGCCGAAUGUCACAUUGACUGGGAUCAGAAAGAUGGUAUUCUUUUGAUCGAAGUGGACCGGAUACUAAGACCUGGAGGAUAUUUCGUCUGGACUUCAUCUGUUAUGAAUGCCCGACGGUCACUUCGCAACAAAGAAAAUGAGAAAAAAUGGAACUCCGUUCGUACUUUUGCAGAAAAUCUCCACUGGGAGUUGUUGUCACAGCAAGAUGAAACUGUUGUUUGGAAGAAGACGAGUGAAAAGAAGUCUUAUUCUACCAGGAAAACCAGUUCGGGCCCUUCUCUCUGCAGUAAAGGCAAUGAUAUCGAAUCUCCAUAUUAUCGACCACUUCAGAAAUGCAUUGGAGGAACACAGAGCCAGCGGUGGAUUCCAAUUGAAGAAAGGACUAAAUGGCCUUCCCGGGCUAGAUUGAGCCCAAUGGAACUUAAAGUGCAUGGUUUGCAGUCUGAAGAUCUUGCUGAAGAUUCUCUUAACUGGAACUCCGCAGUUAACAACUAUUGGUCACUGCUCUCACCGUUAAUCUUCUCUGAUCAUCCAAAGAGACCCGGGGACGAGGAUCCUUCCCCGCCCUAUAACAUGCUUAGGAAUGUUUUAGACAUGAAUGCUCAUUUCGGUGGUUUCAACGCUGCUUUGUUGGAAGCUGGAAAAUCUGUGUGGGUCAUGAAUGUGAUCCCCACCAGUGCCCCCAAUUACCUUCCUCUAAUCCUUGAUCGGGGAUUUGUUGGUGUAUUACAUGAUUGGUGUGAACCAUUUCCAACGUAUCCAAGAACUUAUGAUCUAGUGCAUGCUGACGGGCUUCUAUCGCUUGAAUUCACUCAUCAUAGCAGAUGUGGGAUGCAAGAUCUGUUCACUGAGAUAGAUCGUGUACUUCGUCCAGAGGGUUGGUUUAUCCUACGCGACACAGUUCCUCUCGUCGAAUUAGCAAGAGUCCACGCAGCACGGUUGAAAUGGGAUGCUCGGGUUGCAGAGAUCGAGAGCACUAGCGAUGAGAAACUCCUAGUUUGCCAGAAGCCUUUCAUCCGAAGACAAGCAAGCUAAAACUGUGAGGGUGAUCAUGAUUGCAGAUGGUAAUUUAUACAUUCAUUUUAAGGAUCUGAAUUCACAGGAGAUAAAAUUCCAACCAAAAAAAGAAAAAAAAGAAAAAGAUGGAAUUCAAAGUUUUGAGGAAAAGCAAGGAAAGGAAGAGAGGUUCUGUGGAGCCGUAAGGUAUACAUAGGACAAUGUAAUUAGAGAAAAGUUUAGGACUUAGUUUCCCUCUCUCAGUUUAAGUAUACAACCAUCCAUGUAUUCAUCUUACGUAACAAGUGAAAUGCCUUUUGGAAUAAUAUAUAAAUUAUAUUGAAUCA